GCGCGGUCGCCCGCUCCUUGAUUACAAGUACGCUUUUCACCGCAGUAUAAUAUCGGUGGCCGAAGACCGUAAUAUUACCGGAGUCAACGGACCCUUACCUAACAAUAGCAGCGCCGCCAUCAUGUCCGCAGAUGUUCCUAUGCAAGGAGAUGAGAGGGACAGGAUGAACGAGUGGGUUCGUCUCACAAGCACAGAUGGCUAUGACUAUCUUGUUAGGCGGAAAGUGGCGAUGUGCAGCGGCACCCUCAAGAAUAUGCUCAGUUCGGAGAGUAGCUUCUCCGAAGCUCUUUCGAAUAUCUGCCCGAUGAACGAGCGCGGCAUCAUUGUGGAAAAGCUAUCAGAGUAUCUGAUCUACAAGUCAACGUACGAAGGUGCUAAAAAGAACGAGGACAUACCUGACUUCCAGGAGCGAGUCCAACCGGAAAUAUCCUUGGAACUGCUAGUCGCAGCCGACUAUUACGACGCAUAGGAGCGCCUGCCACAGGACAUUGCGCACUAGGGCCCCCUCAGCUUAUUGUACUCGUGCCUCGGUUGCACCAUAUCCCUUUGUCGUUCGUCAGACGUCUACCAAUAAUCC
Dichomitus squalens LYAD-421 SS1 is the source of this 577-nucleotide messenger RNA. Its product is annotated as POZ domain-containing protein. Gene Ontology annotation, molecular function: protein-macromolecule adaptor activity. The coding region runs from base 122 to 469 and encodes 115 amino acids. NCBI's taxonomy places the organism in Eukaryota, Fungi, Basidiomycota, Agaricomycetes, Polyporales, Polyporaceae. Gene Ontology annotation, cellular component: elongin complex. The record is from RefSeq and is a predicted model, not a curated record. Gene Ontology annotation, biological process: ubiquitin-dependent protein catabolic process. The transcript has 6 exons.